CGCAGAAAGUGCCACGACUCCACAGCUGCGAUUCCAAGCCAUCGAAACGGGACACCGGGGAGAAAUCCUCAGCGCCGGAGAAAAGAAAUAAACGAAUUUUACCUUUCGCAUUUUGAAGGUGACUUAAGACUACUUCAGACAACUGUUAAGGCGCUGAGGAGGCAGACAUGGACCUCUACGACCCCCAGACCCUCGGCUUUGUGGUGUUUGGCGGCUUCAUGGUGAUCUCAGCCAUCAGCAUCGCCCUGGUGUCCACCUUCUCCAUGAAGGAGACGUCGUACGAGGAGGCGCUGGCCAAGCAGAGGCGGGAGCUGGGCAGGACGCUGCCCGUGCCCUCGCGCUCCGAGAAGAAGAAGGAGAAGAAGCAGCUGGAGAAGAAGAGCCGAGCCAAGAAGAAGGAGGGGGACAAACCCAACGGGAAACUGCCGGUCUCUCCAGAGCCCUCCGGUGAGGCCGGGGAGCCCGUGAGCGAGGGGGAGAGCGAGCCCAUCCCGGACCCCGCCCCCGUUGCUGACCCCGAGCCCACCCCCGAACCUGAAUCCACCCCCGAACCUGAAUCCACCCCUGAACCUGAACCCUCCCCUGAGCCCAUCCCAGCCCCCUCCGCCGGCACCGCCCCCCAGCCUGAGCCUGAGCCCCCCGUCGUUGCCGUGGCCACGACCCCCGUCGCCGUCAAAGCUCCGCCUGCUGCCCCCUCUCCCAAAGACAGGAAGAAGAAGGAUAAGAAAGUGGCCAAGGUGGAGCCUGCCCCCACCCAGGCUAUCCCCGCCAAACCCACCCCCACCCAGGACGUUUCCGCGAAAUCCGCCCCCGUGCUGGAGGCCGUGACCAAGGAGGUGCCCGUCAUGGCCGUGCCACCCGUGGGGGCACUGCAGAGCCCGCCCCCUGCCACGCCCACUCUUGCCCCCACUCCCGCUCCUGCCAGGGCCGAGGAGCCAAAGGCCGAGGCACCAUCGAAGAAGAAGGCAGCCUCCAAGAAGAAGGCGGAGCCAGCAGCCCCGGCUGCCCCGGCGGACCCGGCCGACGCCCCGAUCUGCCUGCCCUACAAGACUCUACUGAGCACGCUCAGUAGCAUGGUGUUCAGUGAAGGCGAGGCCCAGCGGCUCAUCGAGAUCCUGUCCGACAAGGCCGGCAUCGUGCAGGACACCUGGCAGCGGGCAAUGCAGAAGGGGGACCCCAUGGCCGUGAUCAAGAAGCAGCUGGAGGAGAAGGAGAAGCAGUUGGCUGCUGAGCAGGAAGAUGCUGCAGCCGCCAAAAACCGGCAGAGGGAGCUCGCAAAGGAGCUGAGCACGGAGAAGUCGAAGCUGGCGGUGGUGGAGACGCGUCUGAGCUCGCAGCUGAGCGCUCGGGAGCAGGAGAUGAUGGCGCUGCAGGCGCGCAUGCAGGCCAGCUACCAGGAUCAUGUGACCGAGACCCAGCAGCUCAACGCCAAGAUCCAGAGCCUGCAGGAGCAGCUGGAGAAGGGGCCCAACGCUCAGCUGGCCCGCCUGCAGCAGGAGAACACCAUCCUGCGGGACGCCCUGAACCAGGCCACCAGCCAGACCGAGAGCAAGCAGAACGCAGAGCUGGCCAAGCUGCGGCAGGACUGCGCCAGGCUCAGUAAGGACCUGGGCGAGUCGGGCCGGGCACUGCAGACUCAGGAACAGCAGAGGAAGAGCCUGGAGAAGCAGCUGGCCCAGCUCCAGGCCAGCUCGGCGGACAGUGAGCGGGGCCUGCAGGAGAGGCUGGAGGAAGUGAGUGAGGAGCUGAGGAAGAGCCAGAGCCACAGCAGCAGCCUGCAGACACAGCUGGAGAACUGCGCUCUCGCAGAGCUGCAGUCGCGCGUGGAGAAGGCGGAGUCCGAACUGACGGACAGGCGUGGCCAGGUGGAGGCGCUGCAGGCCCAGCUGGGACAGGUGGUGCAGGAGAAGACCAUGCUCCAGGAGCAGGUCUCCUCCAUACAGGUCCUGCUGGAGGCGGGACAGAGCAUGGGGGUGGAGCAGGAGGAGGAGCAUCGAGCACAGGUGGCGAAAGCUGCAGAGGAGGCGGAGCACCUGCAGUCCAGGCUCAUGGAAAAAGAGAACCGGGUGACAUCACUGGAGGAGGAGCUUAAACAGCUGAAGGAAGAGAUGGAACUGGUGAAGAGCACAAACGCUAAAACAGACACCAUAGAGGUGGAUUCACUGCAGAACGGCUUGUCAGAGAGCAAGGUGGCAUUGCAGGAAGAACUGAACCAGCUGAAGGAAGAGAUGGAACUGGUGAAGCAGUCAAACUCUCUGCCGGAUGUCACAGCAGAGACUGAGCAGCUACAGAAAAGCCUUUUGGAAAAGGAGCAGCAGGUGUUGUCACUAGAAGAGGAGCUUACUCAAAUUAAGGAUGAGAUGAGUCGGGUAAAGGACACGGCUCCUGACCUGAGUGUGGAGAAUGAGGACCUGCAGAACAGUCUAAAGGAGAAGGACGGUCAGCUGUUAUCACUGGGAGAGGAGCUCACACAGCUGAAAGAACAGAUGGAGCAAAUGAAGAACACAAACACUCAGGCCGACCUCAGGGCAGAGCAGAGCAGAACAGAGACUGAACACCUGCAGUGCAGUCUCCUGGAUAAAAAGAGCCAGAUGACCUCACUGGAGGCGGAGCUUGCGCAGCUCAGGGAGGAGAUGGAGCUGGUGAAGAAUGGCACAGCUCAGCCUGCCGAUGCGGCAGAGACUGAGCAACUCCAGAACAGCCUCAGGGAGAAGGACCUCCAGGUGACGUCUCUGGACGAGGAGCUUCAGCAGCUGAAGAAAGAGCUGGAGCAAGUGAAGAACAAGAGUAACGAGCUCCGUGAGAAGAACUGGGCCGCCAUGGAGGCGGUGAACGCAGCAGAGAGACUGAGCGAGGAACGGCUGAGCUCGGCUCAGAGCGCGCAGGACGCUGUGCAGCUCCAGCUGGCUUCAUUCCAGGCUGAGACCAGGAUAGCCUUACAGAGCCUCUUUCCACAGGUCUCCAUGGAGACCGGGCAGGGUGAUUGGCUGCAGGAAUUCACUCUGAAAGCACAGGAGGUCGCCAGUGAGCAGAGCGAUAUGUCCGCGCAGGCAGCGGUCCUGCAGGAGAAGCUGAGGGAGAUGGAGGAGGCGCAGGGUGUGUUACAGACCAAGUGCGACCAGUACAGGACCGUCCUGGGGGAGACCGAGGGCAUGCUGAAGGAGCUGCAGAAGGGUGUGGAGGAGGAGGAGGAGGUUUGGAGGACCAAACUCGCUGAGUCCGAGGAGCAGCUCAAAGCGGCUCAGCAGCAGAUAAAGCUUCUAGAACAGACUUUAAAAGCAACCAAUGAGGAGAGCCAGAGCGCCGAGCAGCUGAAGGAGCAGGUCAUGCUUCUGGAGGCACAGCUGGAGAAACAGCUGGAGUCAGCAGUCAACAACCAGAGUUACGCCGAAGAGGUGACACAGCUGAAGCUCCUAUUGGCUGAAACUCAGGACCAGCUCAUAGCAGCGCAGUCCGAGGCUCAGAAACAGAGGGAGGAGCUGGCCAUGGUGAGGCAGCAUCUGUUUGAGAUGAGGGAGCGCGCUCAGAGAGAAGACGACUCCCACCCGCAAAACGGACAGCCCGAGACGCAACCCAGCCAGGUGCAGCUGCAGAUGGAGCAGACGCAGGGGGAUCUGCAGAGCGAGCAGGUGCUCAGGCGGCAGGUGUUCGAGGAGUUUGAGCAGGCCCAGAAGUCUGUGAAUGACCUGCAGAUGCAGCUGGAUCUGCUGAAGGCUGCACCUCCUGGUGGUACAGAACUCAAGGAGAGGUUGGAGAAAGAGAAGAAGCUGACGAAGGACCUGGGCCAGGCUGCUACCAAACUGCAGCAGCUGCUGAAGGCCACACAGGAGCAGCUCGCCAAGGAGCAGGGCACCGUCAGAGCUCUACAGGAGCAGCUGCUUGCCAAGGCUAAUGUGGAGGACCUGAAGGAGGGAACAUCCGUCUGAAACUGAAGAACCGUCACAAGAAACAUGCCAAAAUGCCUUAUGAUUAAAGUUAUGCAUUCUUUUCUGUCCUAUCUGUUGUACUGUAGUUUACGAUGAAACCUUUUUGAAAAAACGAAACCAAACGAGAACAGUUAAGAACAUUUCACUGAAAAGGAGGAAAACAUACAGCUACGUACAGAACCUUUUUUAUGUUUAUUAUUAUUGUUAUUGUUGUUGGAACGUACAUUCCAUCGGUGAGGUUCUGGCCGUGUCAGAAACCCCACUCUGCCUUAUAUUGACAGAAUUCACCAAGGUGCAGUGUUAACGAGAAAGGGAAUCCACGUGUGCGUUAAACGCGCGUCGACUAGUGCAAUUACGUUUUUUUUUUUUUUUAAAUGCGUCGUCCGACGGAAGGUCGAAACGGGAAGGAACAGUUCAUGAUACACGAACGGAACACGUGUGAAGCCGUCUACGUCCUGGAGCCGACUGCCAACCAAAAGUGUGAAUUUGAUAAAGAAUAAACUACAAUGUAGCUUAUCUGUGA
Anguilla anguilla (European eel) is the source of this 4449-nucleotide messenger RNA. It is a transcript of the gene rrbp1b, whose product is annotated as ribosome binding protein 1b. Gene Ontology annotation, biological process: protein transport. Lineage: Eukaryota; Metazoa; Chordata; Actinopteri; Anguilliformes; Anguillidae. The record is from RefSeq and is a predicted model, not a curated record. The transcript is spliced from 34 exons. The coding region runs from base 168 to 3926 and encodes 1252 amino acids. Gene Ontology annotation, cellular component: endoplasmic reticulum membrane.